AUAGAUUAGAAAAUGGCGAUAAUUCAUCUGAAAAUGAUAUUAAUAUACUCGACCUUGUUAUAAAAUCAUUAGAGAAUGAUACUUCUGCAUCUGAUAUAACUGAUGCUGCCUUAAGUUCUGAUGUAUAUCAGGGGGAAGAUAAAAAGAUCAUAUAUAAAGAAUGGAUUAGUAAUGAAAUAAGAGAAAGGAAUCAAGAAAAGAAGCUUAGAUCCCAAGAGGUAAGUGGAGAAGAAACAAAGCUUCAGGGCUAUGAUUCAUCAAAUCAGAAAAUUCCUUAUAAUCAAAAAGUAGAACAAGGGCUAGUAGUAAAGUUUUUAGAAAUUUUAAUCAUUAGUUUAAAUAUUGGACCAUUAUCAGAGGAUAAACAAAGUAUGAUUUGGUUAGAAGGAAUUGAAUCAAAUAAAG
Molecule: messenger RNA, 405 nt
Organism: Racocetra fulgida
Lineage: Eukaryota; Fungi; Glomeromycota; Glomeromycetes; Diversisporales; Gigasporaceae
Source: the annotation of a GenBank genome assembly